GAGACAGACUUGAAAUCUGUUGGGCGCUGCCCGCGCAGGUUCGAACCCUGCUGUCGACGUCCUUUUUUAUUUUUUACUAAUUUUUAGCCCCAAAAAUGGCUUCAAAUUUGACGUUUAGGGCUCUAACCCAGAUUUAUUUUUCAUUCGUGCACUUGGGGAAAUUCUCCAUUUUAUAUUUUCUCGGCGUCCAAACAGAAAAUCAAUAGCAAAGUCAGAAACCCUUGGUUGAUAAAUGGAAGAAAAUCCCACGGUAAGUCCUACAACAACACCAACAAACAGCAGCAACAAAACGACGCAGGAACUUGCAUCAGAGGGUCUAAAACAUCUAGAAGAAACCAUUGAAGCUGCUUUUCAAAUCCUCUCUUCCAUGAACGACGAGCUUUGCAACCCUGCCUUAUGGUCCACCAAUCCUACUACUAAUAACACUACUACUAAUACUGCUGCACCUAACGGUUCUUCUCUCUCCAACGGCGCCGUUUUAGGAAACGGUGAUUCGUCGUCCGACGGUGGACAUCACUUGGAGAUGGGUGGAAUUGGAGGUAGUGGCAAUGGUGCGCUCGAUGAAGCUCGCCUUAGGUAUAAGAACUCCGUCGCUGCUCUUCGCACUGUGCUCACCGCCAUUCCCAAUUCUCAGAAGGCAAAAGCAUUUGAAACGGGUUCAACGGCAACUAGUCCUGCAGAUGAAGCUGAUAUUGAAAAGCUGGAAGAAGAAGCCUCGAAUCUCAGGAAGGAGCUUGCAAACAAGAAUGUAUACGUAAAGCGUCUAAUAGAUCAACUACGGGAGCUUAUUACGGAUGUAUCGACUUGGCAAAGUCCUUGUUCCAUGUAAAGUUUGGACGAUAAAACUGACUUAUCUCAGUUGCCGAAAAGAGUGCCCUAGGAGGUAAAUAUGAAACCAAAUAUCUACAUUGAAUGAUGAUGAUAUAUGGUUUACUUGGAGGAAAAUUACCUGUGAUAGGUGCUAUUUGUGUUAUUUGAUGAUAGUGCUUAAGAGUUUGAAUGAGACAUGACACAUAUACUCACAAGUUACUUAAAUUUGACUACAAAAAAGAUCGAGUUCUGCUCGAUCAUUAUCAAGUUGGGCUUGAGCUUGCUUUAUGGAACUAGUCAAAUUCGAGUAUCCUAAUGCUUUAUUCAACCAGCUUCUUUUGAUUGUUUUGUUUUCUUAUUUUGUAUUAGAACUUGAGCUCGAAGUUGAAGCACAAGUUACUUAUGAUGAUGAUUGGGUAUCGGAUUUCAACUUGUGCUUGAGCUUUUUAUAGCUGGAACUCGAUUUUUUUUUUUUUCUUUUAGUUUCUUGUAAUUGAAUUUGUGUAUAUGCUUCAACCGAAUCUGUAAUGAAUCCAAAAAUUACCCAACUUCGCAGAAACUGAACAGGACAAUAUAAUACAUGAUUCAAACACACUUCUUUCACUAAAAUACUAUUGUUUUAUUGCAUAUUACUUUAACAAAUUUUAAUUGAGAACAUCCAUUUUUUUCUAAACCUGUAAGAAAAUUUAGAGGGUUGAUAGAUAAAAUACAGAAGAGGACCGAGGUUUUCGAGGUCAACCAGUUACGGAUUCGAAGAUCUCGUUGUAAGCGAUGAUCGCAUAUCUACAAUGGCAGACUCGGCAGCUCCCAACUUGAGGGCCUCUUUACUUGCUCGUAUGAACCGGGAAAUAGCCCCUUUGGUGUACUCAUGAG
Gossypium arboreum is the source of this 1683-nucleotide messenger RNA. Its product is annotated as mediator of RNA polymerase II transcription subunit 30. The record is from RefSeq and is a predicted model, not a curated record. The coding region runs from base 233 to 829 and encodes 198 amino acids. The transcript is spliced from 3 exons. Lineage: Eukaryota; Viridiplantae; Streptophyta; Magnoliopsida; Malvales; Malvaceae. Gene Ontology annotation, cellular component: mediator complex.